AACUGUUGCUGCGAAAGCCGAGCGGAUUUCGGCUCUCGGUUCUGAAAGGAGGCAACGCCCGAGAAUCCUAUAUAUCCCCCGUAUAUAUAUUCUGGGUUAAUCGUGGCUACGUCCAUCGUACUGGGACUCAUUACAGGUGAAAGUGAUUCUCUGGCUCCAAGCCUUUCUUACGCUGCCAAUAGCUGGCCUCAUCGCAGAGCAGCAAAUAGACUCCGAGAUACUCCGAACUCACGCCGAACCAUUCAACCUGACCAAAAUGGCACCUUCUAGAGUGGACGAUAGCAUCGAUUCAAGACCAAAUAGACAACCCUUGCCAGCUGUGAAACCAAAUGGUGAAGGCCACCUUCUCCAUCGUUCUCUCAUAGAACACCCUGUCAUGGUAGAGAAGGCGAAAGGGCUGACGCUACAUCUUUCCGAUGGUCGGACUCUUCUCGAUGCUUGUGCGGGUGCUGCCGUGGCCUUAAUCGGUCACGGGCGAGAAGAAGUUCACCAAGCAAUUAUGAAGCAGAUGCAGAAUGUCAGCUACAUCCAUACGCAGUCCUACACCACCUCGUCGGCGGAGGAGCUGGCCGACUUUCUUCUAAGCGGAAACCCCUACGGACUGGAGAAGGCAUUCUUUGUCGGCAGUGGCAGCGAGGCGAUCGAGUCGGCUUUGAAGCUGGCGCGACAGUAUCAUUAUGAGAAAAACGAGCCGGCACGACUCCACUUUGUCUCUCGGCAGCAGAGCUAUCACGGCAAUACCAUUGCUGCCAUGUCAAUUUCGUCAAACCUUGCUCGCAAGGUUCCCUUUACUGGAUUUAUGUACCCUCAUACCUCUCACGUGUCUCCCGCGUACGCAUACCGGCACCAGCAAGCGGGAGAGACAGAGACAGAAUUCACGGCCCGACUGUUGCGUGAGCUUGACGAAGAAUUCCUCCGCAUCGGUCCCGAGAAGAUUAUUGCCUUUGUAGCCGAGCCGAUCGUUGGCGCGACCGCGGGUUGCGUCACAGCACCUGCCGGAUACUUUACCGGCGUCCGGGCCCUGUGCGAUCAAUACGGCAUUCUACUGAUUCUUGAUGAGAUUAUGUGCGGCGUGGGGCGCUCGGGGACCUUUUUCGCUUUUGAACAGGAAAAGGUCGUGCCCGACAUCAUGACCAUCGCUAAGGGACUAGGGGGAGGAUAUGCACCCAUCGCAGGAGUCUUGGCCCACAAGAAGGUAAUUGAUGUGCUCCGUAAAGGGAGCAACGCUUUCAACCAUGGACACACUUACCAGGCCCACCCCGUUUCUUGCGCCGCCGCCUUGGCGGUUCAGAAGAUCGUUCGGCGAGAGAGUCUGGUGGAACGCUGCGCCGCCCUGGGACAGAUUCUAGAACAGCAACUGAGGACGGAAUUGGCGCACUGCCCCUCAGUUGGCGAUAUUCGCGGACGAGGCCUCUUCUGGGCCGUGGAGUUCGUGCAGGACAGAGCAACCCAGGCGACAUUUGAUCCCACGGUUAAGUUCGGCUUGCGGGUCCAACAAGCCGCGUUCGAACGAGGAGUAGCCGUCUAUCCUGGUGCGGGGACUGUCGAUGGCAUGCGAGGCGAUCACAUCCUCCUGGCUCCUCCUUUUACUGUUACCGAGGCGGAAUUGCGGAAGAUCUGUGUGGUCUUGCGAGAGGCGGUAGAAUCGCAAGAAAAGGAGUAUAUGAGUGGUUAACUGCUGGACAAGGUCGGCGUUUGGGUAGCUCCAUGUAUGUAGUACGUAACGCAUUAUUCUAGACUCAAUACCCCAAUUCAAUAUUCUAUUAUGCGAUAUA
Molecule: messenger RNA, 1775 nt
Organism: Aspergillus pseudonomiae
Lineage: Eukaryota; Fungi; Ascomycota; Eurotiomycetes; Eurotiales; Aspergillaceae
Product: pyridoxal phosphate-dependent transferase
Exons: 1
Coding region: 257-1675 (472 amino acids)
Cellular component (GO): cytosol
Molecular function (GO): pyridoxal phosphate binding; transaminase activity
Source: RefSeq, a predicted model, not a curated record